Messenger RNA from Cydia amplana, 1839 nucleotides. RefSeq lists its product as uncharacterized. The transcript is spliced from 14 exons. Bases 1 to 1839 code for a protein of 612 amino acids. Lineage: Eukaryota; Metazoa; Arthropoda; Insecta; Lepidoptera; Tortricidae. The record is from RefSeq and is a predicted model, not a curated record.
AUGACCGCAACUACAACCCAAGUUCCUACCCGUCAGCUUGUAUCAGAAAAGGAAUGGUUAAAAUUGUUCCCGAAACACUUCACCGAAAACUACACAAGUUCUGUGACUUUUAUAAAACAGUUGACUGUUAUGGCGAUGAGCACUAUAACGUAUAUGAAAUGCGCGUUACCGGAAGACAGCUACGAUACCGAGCAAUUCGCGGGACUCAGGCUGAAGUUGCUCAAGGACAAAUGCGAGGAUGAAAUGGCUCGAUUUCUGAGCAAAGCGUUGAAAUGCACGUUUGAAGCUUUCGAUAAGAAAUAUGUACAUCAGCUAGCCAUCUGCUUCCACAAGGGCGACUGUGUUCCGGAGAACAUGAUAGAAUACCACCUCUUCGAGUACACCUACAACGCUGACGGAGUUUCCAUGAACAUCAGCUCUGCGAACGGAAACAACGAAAAGAACGCGACGUCUAUGCUCCUGCGCACACUUUCCGUGUACGAGAGCGGUAUGCCGCCGCUGCCCGUCGACUACGAUAUCAGCCUGCGGAUCUAUUACAAUGAGAGUGCUCCCGAGGACUACCAAGCGCCCGGUUUCGAGGCUAGUACCGGUCCGGACCCGGUGUCGGACACGCUGCGCGCGGCCGUGCGCCUGGGCCGCGUCGAGACCCCCUACCACAAGCUUGUGGCUAGAACUUACAUGCGGGAGGAUAUGCCUGAUGAGCCAUCGGAUACAACAGAAAUGAGACAAGAUGAUGAUGUUGAAGACGGUUCAAUGAAUUGCGAGGUAGACUCGGAGUCACUGGAACCGUCGCUUCGCUGUCCCUGCGGCAAACAGGAUUCCCGCGAACAGGCGCUAGUGACGUGCCGCUUCUGCCACACCCAGCAGCACGCCACGUGCUUCGGGCUGCUGGGGCCGAUAACGGAGCACUGCUGCGCGGAGUGCGCGGACAGAGACCCCGCCAGGAGGUCCACGUGCUCCAUACUAGAGGGUCUGGGGAGCCGCAAGCAGGAGUGCCUCUGCAUCUUCCGCCGUACCCUGGCCAUGUGCUCGCGCCAGGCCUCUCUCACCGGCGACGAGCUGAUGGCCAGGUUCAACCUGACCCUCGCCAGCACCGCCAAGAUGAUCCGACUGCUGACCUCACACCAGAUUCUGGCCAACAUAGACCCCAACAAAUUCAACCUGACCCUCGCCAGCACCGCCAAGAUGAUCCGACUGCUGACCUCGCACCAGAUUCUGGCCAACAUAGACCCCAACAAGGGCGCCGAUUUGUAUGCGCAACUGGCGCCCCCCGGCGGAAAAGUUUUGGUCCAGAACCGGCACAAACACACUACUACCGGCGACGAGCUGAUGGCCAGAUUCAACCUGACCCUCGCCAGCACCGCCAAGAUGAUCCGACUGCUGACCUCGCACCAGAUUCUGGCCAACAUAGACCCCAACAAUUUGACCGUAGUCCGAAACAUCAACCCGAUACGUCUCAAGCUGGCCUACAAGAAGUUCUUCCUGACAGAGCGGGACAGCGACAGCAUCGUCGAGCGUGUCAUCGCAGAGACGGAGGCCUCAGACCCCGUCGGGGAGGCCUUAGGCCCCAUACAGCAGAUCACACUCAAGGAAACUAACCCCGGCACGGUUAUAGACAAGCCUGAGACAAUUAAUAUGAAUACACCUUUGAAAGAGUUCAGUGAAGUAGAGAUACCUACCCAGGACCCAUCUGAGGAGCUUCCUCUGAGCGGCUCCCAUAACCCGGUGAACGUGCCCAGGCCUGCGAAGCGACUCAAGAGGAAAAAGUCAGAUGAAGAGGAAUGGACGCCGAAGUUGCCUAAAUUGCGGUCUGGGUCUACUAGGAACAAGAGAGCUUAG